Messenger RNA from Nipponia nippon (crested ibis), 1419 nucleotides. The record is from RefSeq and is a predicted model, not a curated record. NCBI's taxonomy places the organism in Eukaryota, Metazoa, Chordata, Aves, Pelecaniformes, Threskiornithidae.
AUGAGUGAAUAUUGUUUAGGAGUGAUUACUAUGGUAAAAACAGCUAGUGCAUGGGAUGUUAGACAAGAGGGAAGCAGAGUUAGGGCAUUAUCCAUGUCUGGAACAACGGUUGGUCUUUAUGGGAUACCCUGGUGUAAGAAAUCCCUGCUGUUAACUGUCUUGAUGUCAAUUAUUGGAGCUUCCAUGGGAAUUCUAGACACAGGUGGCAAUGUACUGGCACUGAAUACCUGGGGAGCAGAGGCUGGGCCGCAUAUGCAGGCCUUACACUUCAGUUUUGCUGUCGGUGCAUUUGUGGCUCCAAUCCUGGCUAAAAUGGCCUUGGGAGGCUCCGACUCUAAAGACCUUCCAGUAGCUGGAAAGACAAACCAGUCUGUCCCGAGGUCUGUGCCGACAUCAUCAGCUGCAUCAGCUGCGUCAGCACUGAAACACCAUCUUGGUGCAGAUUUUUUGUGGUCCUAUGUUGUCAUAGGGACCUAUCUUCUGCUCGUUUCUUUCUUCUUCUUUAUUUUGUAUUCAAAGGGCAGCUCAGCUCGAGACAAAUCAAAGGCUUCUUUGCAGAAAGGCAUGUUUGCCAAAUACCACUAUGCCCUUAUUAUUCUCCUGUUCAUGUUUUUCUUCUGCUACGUGGGAGCGGAGGUCACGUACGGCUCUUACAUAUUUACUUACGCGGAGGUCUUUGCCGAGAUGAAAGAAAACGAAGCAGCCGCUUUGAAUUCUGUCUUCUGGGGCACAUUUGCCGCUUGCAGAGGAGUGGCAAUAUUCUGUGCUGCUUGCUUGUACCCUGGCACCAUGAUCCUGCUGAGUAUCGUAGGCUCUGCCGUCUCCUCUUCGUGCUUGGCCUUCUUUGUGAGGUACCCAGCCUCGCUGUGGGUCGGAACCGCUAUGUAUGGAGCGUCGAUGGCUACCAUCUUCCCCAGCGGCAUUUCCUGGAUAGAACAGUACACGGUCGUGCAAGGAAAAUCGGCUUCCCUGUUUGUGAUCGGCGCCGCGCUGGGCGAGAUGUGCAUUCCGUUCCACCACGUUCCCGUGGUUAUGUACACCGCCUUGGUGACUUCUGCAGUGACAGUUAUACUCUUCCCUCUGAUGUACAAAUUGGCCAACUGCCCCGGUGAGAGCGACUUGAAAGAAAUGAGCGAGAGCGAGGACCGGAAAGCUUUGUUGUCAAACUCGGGGCUUAAUGAGGACGAAGAGGAUGAGGAGGAUGCGGGAGAGUGGAACGAAGCAGACUUUGAGGUAAUAGAAAUGAAUGACACGCUGAGAAACUCUGUGAUAGAAACCUCCCGUAAGAUACCCGGGGACUCUCCAGCCAGCGUCUCCCUCCAGCCCCAUCUGGACCAUGUAUUGCGCGAUUCUCCAGUGGUUGCUGGUGGCUCCCCUGGGAGAAAAACUGUGAAUGUUGACCGGGAGAAGAACGAUUGA